AUGGUCGUCUUAUUAUUCGUCCUCGUCGCACCGAUCGCCGUCCAAACUUUCUCAUUAAUCAAAAAAAGCGAAGUUUGCCUGACGGAAGACAACGUGCCACUAAACUGUGAGUCCGAGUCCAUUCCGCGCUAGCUUGGGACGCUAAGGAGGCGUGUCCUGUCUGCGCUCUCCCGUGCCUUAUCGUGUCAGGACCCGUUUUUUCUAUGGCUCAAGCCAGCCGUGAAUCAGCUAUAGCCAUUUCCGCGCUAGCUUGUCACAAUUUUUAUCUCCCACCGAGGUUCAGAACUCUUCCCUUCGAUGCGCGCGGUCCACCUUUGCGCAUGCGCCUUUAAUUUAUCCUAACAUUUCAGCUUAUUUAAAGGCGCAUUCAUUGAGAAAAGCCACGCGCAUCGAAGCGAAGGGUUCUGUAGCUCGGAGAAAAACGGAAAUCGUGACAAGCUGACCCAAAAUCAGCUGUUAUUUAGUUCGGAAAAAGAAAAAAAUUGAUAACGUUAAUAACUUUCCAGGCCCGGAAAACUUCUUCUACUACUUCGAGUGUUGUCAAAAUGAGUGCUGCGUUCGAACACAGGUCAGAAAUUUAACCUUUUCAGGAAAAUAAAGAUUCAAGUUUCAACUAAAGGACAAAAAAUACAAUUGAAAAAACGUUGGAAGGUACUUUUUCAUGAAUAUAACUGAAAAGCUGAAAAAUUGAAAAAAAUAACAUCUUUUUUGGCCAAAAUCAACUUUAAAAUAAAAUUUGCUUUUCGGAAACAAUCAACGCUUUUUCUUGUAAGGAUGGCAAAAAGACUUUCAAAAUUUUUUCUCCGAAAUUCGCUACGGGAAGUCUCGGUGUUACGACAAGAGAGAUUUUUUUCAAUUUCCGCUUAUUUUUUUAAGAACUUUUUUUCUUUAACGAAUUGAACUGUAAAGACAGUAAUCAGUUAAAAUUUAGUACAUAUCAAUAUUAAUUCAUUAGAAAAAUUUAAUUAAAAAAAUAAGAAAAAGAGAUUUGAGAAAAAAACGCGCUCACGGGUGAAUCGGGAGGUAGAUACAAGUAGGUACCGGGUAGCAACUCAAGUCAAUCGGCGAAUGCUAAUCGGUGGUCAUUUGUAUGCGACCGGGUACUAUCUCAAUGGUACCUGGAUAGUACCUGAUCGGUAUCUCAAUGCUACCGGGUAUGUACCUGAAAUUCGCGAUUGCCACUGGCUGGCACAUCGGUCGUUUAUAUAGCAUCAGUGUUUUUUUACACCUUCCCAAGCCUUCCAGGGUCUUAUUGGAUGAAGCUGACACAAAAAAUAACGAUCCGGGAAGCAAUUUCAGACUUUUCGGUUGAAAUCGCGAAUGUCGGGUAGCUACCCGGUAGCUACUUGCAUCGACAUCCGAGCCAGGUACCAUAGAGAUAGUACCCGGUCGCAUACAAACGACCGCCGAUUACCAUACGCCGAUUGACUUUUUCAAAAGUUGCUACCCGGUAGCUAUUUGUAUCGACUUCUCGAUUCAUCUUUGAUCUUACUUCAACUUCUGUUUCAACUCGGACCCGUGGUAACGAAAAUCGGACGCGCCCGGACGUUUCUAAACGAUUCUAUGGAUCACUUAAGAAGGCUGAAGCUACCGAAGUGGUCACUAGAAAUGCUCCGACACGUCCGAUUUGCGCCUGGCUUUACCAAGACCGAUUUCCCCUUCAAAACCAAUCGAAAAUUGAACUAUUUGCAGACAAUCCCGGCGAUCGUCAUCACUUUGAUCGGAAUCCUCAUCUUCUUCGUUUGCAUCCUCGCCACAUGUGCAUUCUGUUGUUGCGGUGACUAAUCUUUUUCUAUUUGUGAGAGAAUUUCUAAUUAUUUUCUAUAAUAUCUUUUCUCAACAUCCUAACUUCAAUCAUCUACAAUUUUCAGUUUUCAAAUGCGACGGUUCCACCACGAAGCGCCUUUACAACAGCCUUUUUGUGAAAAACAAAAAGAGCAAAACUGGAAGGACCGACUCGGUUCAACCUCUAAUUUUGACAGUUAAAGAUUGAUCCAAAUUUGUUCAUCCGUCGCCUCUUAUCAUUUCGAAAACGUUUUUACUUAUUUUUGUUGGAUCUCGUUGCCUCACUAUGCCUUCUUCUAUUCCAGGCCUUUGUAUCUUUGUCUUUCAUUUUCGGGAAAUGGUCGACAUGUAAAAACCCUCUUUGUAAAUAUUCUCAUUCAUUUUUUUCCGUAUCCGAAUGAAUGAAUAUUACUUGAAACAUUCUCAAAACAAUCAAAACAAGGUCUUCUUCGAACAAAGGGCCAAGAAAGGAGGGAAAAACCGGAACCACGCAUUUCCAACAGUUGUUCGUUGUAAUUUGCGCCGCUCAUUCUCAUUUUCCGUUCUCGACUUUAUCAGUUAUGUCGAGAUUCCAUCAAUUUCUCCAAUUCUUUGUGGUUUUUCUACUCGCAGAAGCUCAGGAUAAUCCGGCAGACUUGGAAUUCUCGCCGUUUGUUUUCAAACACGUUGAGAUUCCAUUCAAAAGCGUGAGUUUUCGCCAAAAAUUUUGAGAAAAUGGUUGAUAUUAGUCUAUCCUUGUUUUUAAAACUACGAAACUGACAACAAGUAAAUUAAUAAAAAUAAAAAAAGAAAAAAAUCUCAAUGUUCUGUUUUUUUGAAAGAAAAAUUUUUGCGUUAAGAGGUUUAUUAACCUUAUUUCUGAUUGAUAAUGAGUUUAAAAAAAUCUAAAAAUAAAUUCAGAACAACUACGCGAAAGAUUGGCUGGGGUCUGAUGUGGCGCUUGUUCAACAUCCCUUAUUAGGUAUAUUUUUAACUUCCAGUUUUCAUUUCAAACCAAAAAUGGAAGAGAAUGAGCAAGAAAUCAAUAAUAAAAAAACAGCCAAAGGUUCUUGAAAAAACCAAAAUUCCACAUAAAAUUAAUGACUUUUUUCCAAAAAAAACUCACACGAAGCUGCACUCAAUCAUAAAUUCUAAUUUUGCAGCACCCGGAAAACCGGUGAAGCCAGGUAAUCCAGUGGCUCUGCCAACAAUCGCGCCUCUUGUCGUCAAAUGGAGCGAUCUCGACAACCUGAAAGUGAACCAAGAAGUCGGAUGGAACUUUGAAAAACGCGUCGAUUCACAUGUCUGGUGGCCCAAUAAGAAAUGA
This is a messenger RNA of Caenorhabditis auriculariae, 3091 nucleotides long. The record is from the annotation of a GenBank genome assembly. NCBI's taxonomy places the organism in Eukaryota, Metazoa, Nematoda, Chromadorea, Rhabditida, Rhabditidae.